This is a messenger RNA of Dalotia coriaria, 980 nucleotides long. It is a transcript of the gene Arfrp1, whose product is annotated as ADP-ribosylation factor related protein 1. The record is from RefSeq and is a predicted model, not a curated record. Gene Ontology annotation, molecular function: GTPase activity; GTP binding. Gene Ontology annotation, cellular component: Golgi apparatus. NCBI's taxonomy places the organism in Eukaryota, Metazoa, Arthropoda, Insecta, Coleoptera, Staphylinidae. Gene Ontology annotation, biological process: Golgi to plasma membrane protein transport; intracellular protein transport; protein localization to Golgi apparatus. Bases 130 to 735 code for a protein of 201 amino acids. The transcript has 5 exons.
UAUAUGAAUACGCAACAAAUUUAUGUCGUGCUUUCUAACCGUAGAAAUGUGCGCAGCUGUCAUUCCCGUUUCGUGUUUAUUUUUCUUAAAUUAGUUAAUUAAUUCGCUCGUAUGUAGCCGUUAUCAAUAAUGUAUACACUUAUGCAUGGUUUUUAUAAGUACAUGGUACAAAAAGACGAAUUUUGCGUGCUCAUCUUAGGCCUGGACAAUGCUGGCAAAACAACUUAUCUGGAAGCAGCCAAGACUAAACUCACAAAAAACUAUAAGGGAAUGCAUCCUAGCAAAAUCACGACGACUGUUGGUUUGAAUAUAGGCAAAAUUGAUGUGAAUGGAAUCAGAUUAAACUUUUGGGAUCUUGGUGGCCAAACAGAAUUACAAUCUUUAUGGGAUAAGUAUUAUGCUGAAUCACAUGGUAUUAUUUACAUUGUUGAUUCAAAUGACAGGGAAAGGAUAGAUGAAUCCAAAGAAACUUUUGAUAAAAUGAUAGCCAAUGAGAAUCUACAAGGUAUUCCUUUAUUAGUGUUAGCAAAUAAGCAAGAUAUACCUGAAUGUAUGGGUGUGCGAGAAGUGAAACCUAUUUUUAACAAAAAUGCUCAUUUGAUUGGUAAAAGAGAUUGUAUGGUGAUGCCUGUAUCAGCACUAACAGGAGAAGGCGUUGAUGAAGGCAUUAGAUGGUUAGUUGAUUGUGUAAAACGAAACGUCUUUCUGCGCCCACCAAAAAAUAACGAAAACUAAGUACACACAUAAAUAUUCAUAUAACAUAUACAAAAUUUAAAGAUUUUUAAAACUUUUAUAUAGUUUUAUAAGAAAAAAGUGUAUUUUUCCUUUAAAUACUUAAAAUUCCGCAAAUACUUAAAGAAAAUCAAUAUUUAUUUAUAUAAAAAUACAUUUAUACACACUGUAAACACACACUGCACUCUUCACAAUAUGUACAAUAUUUAAUUUCAAGUAAUUUGUAAAUAGAACAAACAUUUUAUUAA